AUGUGUGCAUCCGCCACUGCGGCUCUACUAUUGGGCGCACUUGCUGUUCUGCCUUGUCGAGUAUUUAAGUUGGCGCCUCAAUUGACAGAAAGGCGACGAAAAGCUGGUGAAGUUGGCUCUAACUCACCUCUUUUGAAUUAUAUAUUUGACACCUAUUCAAAUACACAUCAUCAUAGAAACGAAAGGCCUGGUAAUGGAAAUAGUAUUUAUGCCGCGGCUGCACCAGAGAUUGAGGCACUAGUUGGUUCCACUGCUCAUCUCGACUGCAAAGUAGACGCACUACAUGAUAAACUGGUGUCAUGGGUACGUCGGAAAAAUGACGAAGAGCCCAUGGAGCUGCUUACAACAGGAACUCAGCUGUAUACAGCCGAUAAAAGAUAUUCUGCUCGCUUCAUUCCACCCGAUAUUUGGCGGCUUGAGGUGAAAGAAGUGAGGCCUACGGACGCUGCUUAUUACGACUGUCAAUUAUCUGCUCAUCCCCCACGAACUGCUCGAGUGACUUUGUUGGUUCCAGAAGUAUCUGUGCGAAUUGUGGAUGGGGCCGGUGCUUCGGUGUCAGAACAAGUCUGCGAGAUUGGCAGCACAGUCGCCCUCCGCUGCGAGGUACGGGGCCUCAAGAUGGAAGGUGGUCCUUCAUUGCUGUGGCAUCGCAGGGAUUCCCUACUCAACGACGACACCACCAGAGGUGCGUUCGCACCGAAUUCGGGGCAAACGGUGCCAACUCAGUGUUACGCGUCGCUCGAGUGCGCGCCGAUGACGCUGGCAGCUAUUCGUGCAGCGUCGCCCGAGCCCCACCACCGGCGCCGCUCCCGGCGAAAGUUAUUCUACACGUCA
Messenger RNA from Iphiclides podalirius (scarce swallowtail), 834 nucleotides. The record is from the annotation of a GenBank genome assembly. NCBI's taxonomy places the organism in Eukaryota, Metazoa, Arthropoda, Insecta, Lepidoptera, Papilionidae.